CACUUUCUAUCCAACUACUCUCAUCUACAACAUUGUUUCCAUACAAUGUCCUGCUCUCACUGUUCAAAUUUGUUUUCACAAGCCCCACAAAUGUGUUUCAUUUGGUUAUAAAUUGUUGGCCUUCACAUGUCUCAGACUUCAAUUGUGGUUUACUCCAAAAUGGGCUUGCUCAAGCUUCCAUUGGUGGUUUUACUUUGCUCAGUUUUUUCUCUUUUGAGUUUCAUAGCACUCUGUGAUGCCUCAGAGCUCACUGUGAAGUUCUUGGAGACUCCCGCUGCAUUCUCAAAUCUCAACUCAACCAAAUUCGUCUUUGAAGUUCUUGUGGGUGGGAGUGGCGCUUGCACCAAUUGUAAUGUCACUUGCAAGUUGGAUGAUGGCUUUGGCCGCAUUAAUGCUUCUCAAUGUGAAAAUGGGACCGUUUUGUGUGAAGGCUUGCAGGAUGGAAAUCAUAAAUUUGAGGUUUGCCCCAACGGGACUCAAGGAGUUGGCUGCAGUAGCUAUGACUGGACUGUCGAUACUGUCCCGCCAACGGCAAAUAUCACCGCCUCAACUGAUUUCACAAAUGCUCUGAAUGUUUCUAUAAAUAUAUCUUUCAGUGAACCCUGUACUGGUGGAGGUUUUGUAUGUUCGUCUGUGAAAUGCAAUCUUUUGGUCUAUGGUGCUGGCCAAGUUAUACCAACCUCGCUCAAAAUGCUACAGCCAAACCUCCAAUAUUCUGUCCUUGUGGGUUUAUCAUCCACUGCUCAGUCUGGGCAAGUGAUUUUGGUAAUGGAUAAGAAUUUUUGUACUGACAGUGCAGGGAACAAAUUUGAAAGAAACAAGAAUUCUAAUUUCACUCUGCAUUUCGAUAGACGAAGUGUCAACUUUACUACUCACGUUCCUGAAAGGCGACUUCAAUUUAAUGGUAGAACUAUACUGGUGCGAGCAACCAAUAACUAUGAGGAACUAAGGCUCUGUUUAACCUUUCCAAAGCCUGUUAACAACACAUCUGAAGAAAUUAAAAAUUCUCUCAAAUCGGAAAUUUUAUAUUCUCACCAAAAGAGUCAGGGCUCACUUUAUCUGGUUGACACUAAAAAAUAUGGAGGGCCUAGAAGAUUUGAAUAUAAGGUUGUUGCAUAUACAUUUGACAUGAUUGUAGUCAAUGUAAGUGUUGAUACAACCUCUAUAAUAAGCAGACAGGGGACUCCAUUUUCCCCAGUUGAACCACUUACUUUCAUAUAUGAUUCUCGGAGGCCAGUUGUAAACUUGAGUACACAACCUACCGAAUUUUUGAGGCCUGCUGUAAUGUUGCAUACACCUUGGACAAGAGAACGCAACAUCCUUGUGUUGAUAGAAUUCGUGAAGCCUGUAUUUGGCUUCGACUCUUCUAAUAUAUUAAUCACAGGAGGGCAAUUACAGAGCUUUGAAGAAAUGUGUAAUGGUAUAUAUACUAUAGUGAUAAAAGCAGACCAAGAUAUUGUAUCUGUCAAUGUUCCUGGAAGCGUAUCUGGGGAUGUUGCUGGAAACAAAAAUCGGCCUUCCAGUGUUCUACAAGUAAUGCACUAUUCUGUGCCGAAAAUAUCAACUGUGUUUUCUGGAUCUACAACUGGUUCAUUUGUAGUGAUAGUUAUUGCUGCCGGGCUGCUUAAGGUUUCGAUGGCAAACUUUCAUUCCGUUGGGGAAAUCUCAAGUCCAUUUCCUUCUUUAUCUCAGCCUGAGAGUAAUCUUUUUGGAAUUGCAUGCCAUCUUCAGGUUAUUGCAUUAUCUGGAUGGUUGGCAGUGAGACUGCCAGUGGAGUAUUAUGAACUGAUAAGGAGUUUGCGAUGGACUAUUCCCUACUUAAGUCUUCCAUGGGAAAGGGAAACUGGGCGCACCCGUCUCCCUGCCAACACGCACACGUCUAAAAUUCAUUAUUCGGGAAUGUUUCUGCAUGAGCAACCGGAAGACCCGUAUUCGAAUUCGAGAGGUUUAAGUAGGUCCGCGGCUUAUGUGGCUGAAAUAAUUAAAUUAUUAGUUGAGAUACCAAAACCUAAUUCUACUCUUGGUCCACGUGCUUCUGGUAAUGGGUGGAGUGAUUUUCGUAAAAACGUGAUCUGGUUAGCCAUAAUUGUUGGCAGUUUCAUAACCGUGCAUGCUUUAUUCCUCAUCCUAAAGUUGAAGAACAAAAAUUCUAAAAAGCAGAGCGAUAAAGGAGUACUCACAUUCUCAAAAUUUGAAAUGGUCAUUGUAAAUCUUGCGCUACCUUGUAUUUGUCAGGCCUCUGCUGCUAUAAUCAGAGGAGGAACGGCAUCCGGGAUUGCUGUUGGCGUUCUGCUUCUGGUUGUAGUGUCUUUUCUACUGCUGGCCUUGCUCUUGUUCCUCUAUAAAGGUAUUACAUGUAAACAGCUACUUGAAUACGAGGAAGAUGAUGAGGGGGAUCUUCACUGGUAUGAAAAAAUAGGCCGAGCAUUUUUGGUUUUUGUUAAGAAACCCGAGUGGACAUCGAUAGACCAACAGAAGUCUAAUUAUCUAACCAUUUUAGGGUCUCUAUAUGAAGAUUAUAGAGGCCCUCCAAAGUCCAAGCUCUCACAGAUUUCUGGGGGCAGUUCCCAUACACAAGCUGAAGCACCUUUUAUCCAAAAGCUGUUUGGAAAACUCAGAAUAUACUACACAUUGCUUGAGUCUGUUAUCCAAAAGCUAUGUGGAGAACUAAGAAUAUACUACCCAUUGCUUGAGUCCGUGAGACGUGUUUUGCUAGCGAUUAUGGCUGGUCUCUAUGAGCACAACUCGUUUUCUAAGAUUCCUACCAUAUUCUCCUUAUGCAUCAAUUGUUUUCAUCUCUUCUUCCUUGUUCUCGAGAAGCCGUUUAUUAAGAAAAACAUUCAGUUGCUUGAGAUCAUGGCAGUUUCCAGUGAAGCAUGUAUAUCGGCUAUUAUGUGUGUUCUCGGAGAGAAGAAAUUGUCAGACAAGGAUGGGAAGAAAUUUGGAAUUCUCAUGAUUAUACUUGUCCUAGUGGGAAUUUUACCACAGAUAAUGAAUGAAUUGUAUGAUUUGUAUAAACAGAUAAAGCAGCUGGACUCUGAGAAGCAUUCCUUUUUAACCGGUUUGAAAACAGCUUUAUCUGGAUUAACUUCGCUUUUCAGCUCAAAGGAGUUUCCAUUAAGAAGGCCCCCAGCUUUAAAGGAUAAUACUGCAGACUCCAACUCUAAACCAACCUCUGUUGCAGAUGAAGAUAAAGCUACCUCUACCUCUACCUGUACCUCUUAUCAAGUCAAAUCUCCAAAUCAAGAUUGAACCAAAAUUCACCAGUCCUUCGGCUGAAAGUAACAGGAACUCUAGGAGUAGGAACAGGAACAAGAAUUCUUGGAGUAGGAACUCGAGCACAACUGUUCCAGAAAAAUCAUGGUUGAACCAACACCACUCUUUGAUUUAUUAGGUGCUAUCUUUAGUUGCUUAGUUGUUACAUGUUAGGAUAGACUUUAUCCUUUUAUCCUUCGCAUUGUCUUAGCUUAUCAUUUGUUUUAGUUCACCUCAACUUUAUCUCAUUGUUGAGUUACGUUUUCAAGCAUAUAAGGCAUCUGUAAAAGCCUAUGAACAAUUAUAAUAGAUUAUUAUCAGAAUGUGUAUGAGAAAAAUCAAGCUUAUGAAAUUUUUUCUUUGACGUUUA
Molecule: messenger RNA, 3625 nt
Organism: Quercus lobata
Lineage: Eukaryota; Viridiplantae; Streptophyta; Magnoliopsida; Fagales; Fagaceae
Exons: 13
Coding region: 127-3252 (1041 amino acids)
Source: RefSeq, a predicted model, not a curated record